Messenger RNA from Aspergillus mulundensis, 903 nucleotides. Its product is annotated as dihydrodipicolinate synthase family protein. Gene Ontology annotation, cellular component: cytosol. The transcript has a single exon. Gene Ontology annotation, biological process: N-acetylneuraminate catabolic process. Gene Ontology annotation, molecular function: N-acetylneuraminate lyase activity. The record is from RefSeq and is a predicted model, not a curated record. Bases 1 to 903 code for a protein of 300 amino acids. NCBI's taxonomy places the organism in Eukaryota, Fungi, Ascomycota, Eurotiomycetes, Eurotiales, Aspergillaceae.
AUGUCCACCACCACCCCACCCCUCCACGGCAUCCUCGUCGCCCUGAUAACCCCCUUCACCGACAACGGGUCUUCCAUCGACGCCCCCAGACUGGAAAAGCACAUCUCGCACCUCCUGGACUCGGGAAUCCACGGCCUCGUGCCAGGCGGAUCGACCGGCGAAUUCACGACCCUCACGCUCCCCGAACGGAAACAACUCACAGAACUCUGCGUGCGCUUCGCAGCCAGCCGCGUCCCCGUCAUCGCAGGGACGGGCGCAACAUCGACCUCCGAAGCCGUGGAGCUCGCGAUGCACGCCAAAGAAGCCGGAGCAGAUGGCGUCAUGGUGGUCCCGCCGUUCUACGACCCCGUUAGUCUGGAGCAGCUGCACGAGAUGCUGCACGAGAUCCACCAGAAGAGCGGAUUGCCGAUCAUGUACUAUAACAUCCCGUCAGCGUCUGGACUGAGACUGUCGCCCGUUGAGAUCGCGGGGCUGAGUAAAGUGGGCGUGAAGUGGCUGAAGGAUACGAGCGGCGACGCGCCGGCGUUCACGGAGCUGGUCUUCGGGCUGGGGGAUCAGAUUACCGCGCUGAAUGGGUGGGAUACGCUGACGUUUUAUGGGCUGGCGGCUGGAUGUCCCGGUGGUGUUUGGGGCGCUGCGAAUAUCAUUCCUGAGCUGGCGGUGAGCCUUUAUGAGGCUGUUGCGGUGAAGGGGGAUUUGGAGAGGGGUAGGGAGCUGUGGAGGAAGGCGUGGCCUGUUUGCAAGUUCUUGGAAUCGCAUAACUAUGCGGCGGCUGUUAAGACGGGCGUUGAGUUGAGGGGGGUGGCCACCGGUGGUCUGCGCAAGCCGUUUGCGUUGCUGAAGCCGGAGCUGAGGGAGGAGUUGAGGGGCUUGUUGGAGGAUGCUGGGGUUUCGACUGUUUGA